CAUGUGUGCUUCUGAGUAUUUGUGAAAAAAGCGGCUGUUAUGUUUUUCCAAGUCAGAUACUGAAUGUCAAAUAAAAAACACCUGAAAAGGUAUUUCAAGCGUGGGACACACGAACAAAAGAGUCUUCCUUUUCCAGUUUUGAAACGCCAUCAAUUUUGCAUAAAUUACCUAUGAAAGCUUGAAAAAAGUGCUUUAUUUGAACUUUUUUUGAAGAUCUUGUUGGCAUAGGUACAUUAAAUUAAUUUUUUGUUGCAAUAUGAUCUACUUGUUACAAAUUUCUUCAGAUGGCAUUUUAGACUACCAAUAACUGAAAUAGUUUACGGUUUCACUCAUAAAAACCAAUAUUAAAAGAAAGCUUAAUUGCUGCUUCAUUAAGUUUCGCAAUUCAAAUAAACUCGAGACACUCGAUAUUAUUUAGAACAUCAAUUCGGACCUAAUUCAAAACCUAUAGUUUUUCACUUGACACAAUUAAUAGAUAUUUAUUUCUAGACAAUUUUUUAUCUUGCUCAAAGUUUUAAAAUGGCUACGGCAGAACAUCGCAACAGCAAUUCUACCGGGGGAGGGGGUAGAAGCAGUCCCCGGAAGAACUCCACAAUCACCCAAUUCGAGGGGGGCGAGGAUUUGUCGGAGGAACAGAUUCUGGAGAUCAAAGAGGCAUUCUCCAUAUUCGACUCAGAUGGAGACGGAGUUAUCACGCAGAAGGAGUUCUACAAGGCCCUGGAGGUGCUCGGGAGUCCGUUGACAGAGUCGGAGGCCCAGAUGGCACUGCAGGACAUGGACAUGGACGAGAACGGGAGAGUGGACUUCACUGAGUUCCUCACAUGUGUGGCCAACAAACUACAGGACGAAGCCUCAGAAGAAGAAAUCGUUCAGGCAUUCAAGGUGUUCGACAUCGACAACAACGGCACCAUCAGUGCAGAAGAGUUCAAGGCCAUAAUGACCUCGAGAGGAAACAAGAUGGAGGAGGCAGAGGUAAAUGAAAUGCUAUUAGCAGCUGACACCAAUAAGGAUGGAUUGAUAGACUACAGGGAAUUCGCCCGCAUGCUGGAUGGGGGCAGGGGUGCAUUCACACCCAUGGGACGUUCAGUCGCGUCAGAUCCAAAAUGAAUGUCUUUAUCCGGAAGGCAAAAACUAAAUGGCCCUUUUCAAAAUGCCGUCCAAGUUAUAUGAAUGGCUAAAAACUUUUGCUCGC
Symsagittifera roscoffensis is the source of this 1192-nucleotide messenger RNA. RefSeq lists its product as uncharacterized. Bases 520 to 1107 code for a protein of 195 amino acids. NCBI's taxonomy places the organism in Eukaryota, Metazoa, Xenacoelomorpha, Acoela, Convolutidae. Gene Ontology annotation, cellular component: myosin II complex. The record is from RefSeq and is a predicted model, not a curated record. The transcript is spliced from 3 exons. Gene Ontology annotation, molecular function: calcium ion binding.